Panicum virgatum (switchgrass) is the source of this 3304-nucleotide messenger RNA. Its product is annotated as cyclin-dependent kinase C-2. Lineage: Eukaryota; Viridiplantae; Streptophyta; Magnoliopsida; Poales; Poaceae. Gene Ontology annotation, molecular function: RNA polymerase II CTD heptapeptide repeat kinase activity; ATP binding; cyclin-dependent protein serine/threonine kinase activity. The coding region runs from base 1513 to 3042 and encodes 509 amino acids. The record is from RefSeq and is a predicted model, not a curated record. Gene Ontology annotation, biological process: protein phosphorylation; positive regulation of transcription elongation by RNA polymerase II. The transcript has 12 exons. Gene Ontology annotation, cellular component: cyclin-dependent protein kinase holoenzyme complex; nucleus.
GGGACCGUCACCUCCCCGCUUGCCGCCGCCGCCUCCCCCACCCUCCUCUCCUCUGCCCGCGGCCACCUCAUCCUCCUCGUCCGCCCCAGAGGCCUCCUCGUGCUCGUCGACGCCCUCACCUGCGCCGAGCGCCUCUCCUUCCCGCUCCCGUCACCCCACGCCCCGCACCACUACGCCACCCUCACCCCCAACCACCUCGUCCUCUUCGUCUCCAAGCACGCGUUCGCCUCCCUUCCCUUCCCGCCUGCGAACCCUGGCGCCGCGGCGGAGUGGACGCACCACCGCCUCCCCCGCGCGGCCUCCUUCGUCGCGUCCGUCGUCGACUUCCGCGGCCGCGUCCUCGGCGUCACCGACCGCGCGCAGCUGCUGGAGUUCCGCUGCCUCGACGCUCCCGCGCCCCCGGCGGACCAGGAGCCGGCGGUCCAGAUGCUGACCGCCACCGGCCUCCCCGAGGCGUCCACGUUCGAGAGCUGGCACUUCGGGCCCCGCCUGGUGGUCGCCGGGGAGCGGCUGCUCCUGCUGCUGCUCAUGACGGUCCCGGCUCAGCGCGGCGCGAUGGGCCAGAGGGCCAUGGUGCACAAGGUGAGCGUGCACGCUCUCCAUGAGAUGCCGGAUGGGACGAGGAGGUGGGAGGAGGUGGACAACCUCGGCGGGUACAGCGUGUUCGUGGACUGCGCCGGGAGGAGCGCCAUCGCGUGCGCCGACGCGGCAGGCCGCGGUGACGUCGCCGGCAACUGCAUCUACUUGGCCGAAUUGACGUCCUACGGCGGAGAAUCGCAGCGCUACUGGAGGUCGCUCAAGCCGUGGUGGAACUUGGAAGUGGGAGCAUUCCACCGCCGGCGCCGCCAAAAAUAAGGAAGUCACCAUCUCCCGCGCGUGGCCGUCGCAGACAUGGGUCUACCCGAGACGCUUCUUCCAAAGCUAGGAAGGCCGUACUCCGCAUGCAGCACCACUUUACUUUGGAUCGAAUUUCAGUUCCUUUUUUAGAGAAAAAAUAUACUAAGUUCUUUUUGACAAAAAAAAUCCCCAAGUUUUAGCACGAUUAGAUAUGUUUAGUUGUUCAGCACCAGAUGUAUGCAAGCAUUAAAGCAUAGCAAUACUGUCUUGAGUUACAGAACUUGCAUCACCACCAGUACUGCAGUUUAUUUCUGAAUGAAUAAAUAUUAUCAUCAUGCUUGUUUCACUUCAAGGUUUCGAGUUGUAUUGGCGCAUCUCUCGUAUGAACAGCAGCUAUGCUUAUCAGGGUGCAAAAAGUUGCCCUCUAAUUGUACUAUUUUUUUAUUUCAUUAGACGCUUUAUUCUGAAACACAAUUUUUUUUAGAUACAAUUUUUUUUUCUGAAAUACAAACGAAGGUGUAUAACAGAAGAAGGUUGAGGCCCGUCUAGCCCAUAUUAUCCAGAAGAGGCCAGGGUUACAGCCCAUGUCUCCACAGCCCGACCUGAGCGCGUCGCCUCCCCUGUCGCUGUCAGCCUGUCCCCUCCCCUCCCCUUUCCCCUCUGGUUCCGGCGGCCAUGGCGGUGGCGGCUCCCGGCCAGCUCAACCUCGACGAAGCCCCGUCAUGGGGUUCCCGCAGCGUCGACUGCUUUGAGAAGCUCGAGCAGAUCGGCGAGGGCACCUAUGGGCAAGUGUACAUGGCCAAGGAGACGGGCACCAACGAGAUCGUGGCGCUUAAGAAGAUCCGAAUGGACAACGAGCGGGAAGGCUUCCCAAUUACUGCUAUACGCGAGAUCAAGAUCCUGAAGAAGCUUCACCACCAAAACGUCAUCAAGCUCAAGGAGAUUGUCACCUCCCCAGGCCCAGAGCGAGAUGAGCAAGGGAAGCAGAUCGAUGGUAACAAGUACAAGGGGAGCAUUUACAUGGUCUUCGAGUAUAUGGAUCAUGACCUCACUGGUCUUGCUGAUAGGCCAGGAAUGCGGUUUACUGUGCCACAGAUUAAGUGUUACAUGAGGCAGCUGCUUACGGGCCUGCACUAUUGCCAUGUCAAUCAAGUGCUGCAUCGAGAUAUUAAAGGAUCUAACCUUUUGAUUGACAAUGAGGGCAACUUGAAGCUGGCUGAUUUUGGCCUUGCAAGAUCAUUCUCGAGUGAUCAUAAUGGACACCUUACUAACCGUGUGAUCACUUUGUGGUAUAGACCUCCAGAAUUGCUGCUUGGAAGCACGAAGUACGGUCCAGCCGUUGACAUGUGGUCAGUGGGUUGUAUAUUUGCCGAGCUUCUCAAUGGGAAGCCAAUAUUGCCCGGGAAGAAUGAGCCUGAGCAGCUGACGAAGAUCUUCGAACUUUGUGGUACCCCUGAUGACAUAAUCUGGCCUGGUGUCACAAAAAUGCCAUGGUACAACAACUUCAAGCCUCCUCGACCAUUGAAGAGACGAGUUAAAGAGUUCUUUAAACAUUUUGAUCGACACGCACUGGAUCUGUUAGAGAAGAUGUUGACUUUAGAUCCAUCACAGAGGAUAUCAGCAAAAGAUGCACUUGAUGCGGAAUAUUUCUGGACUGAUCCAUUACCAUGUGAUCCAAAAAGCUUGCCCAAGUACGAGGCAUCACAUGAGUUCCAGACUAAGAAAAAGCGACAGCAACAGAGGCAAGCAGAAGAAGCUGCAAAGCGUCAAAAACUUAAUCAUCCUCCACCACAUUCUCGUUUGCCUCCAAUCCAACAGCCUGGCCAAGCACACCCUCAAAUCAGACCUGGCCAGGGUAUGCACAAUGUACCUCCUGUGGCAGCUGGCCCAAGCCAUCACUAUGCAAAGCCCCGAGGACCAGGAGGCCCUAACCGGUACCCUCAGGGUGGGAAUCAAGGUGGAGGCUAUAAUCCGAACCGCGGAGGGCAGGGCGGGGGCUAUGGGAGUGGCCCUUAUCCUCAGCAAGGACGAGGACCUCCGCCAUACCCUGGAGCAGCUGGCCCGCGGGGUGCUGGUGGCAGUGGCUAUGGAGCUGGCGGACCAGGCUACCCACAAGGUGGCCCAUAUGGUGCAUCCGGUCCAGGCCGAGGAAACUAUUCUCAAGGUGGCUCCCGCAAUCAGCAGCAGUAUGGGAACUGGCAAUAAGAUGGCAGUACCAUGCCACUGAAUUGUCCCUCCAUUUGUACCAUGUUCUAAAAUGUUCUUCCAGUUGUAACAUGUAAUGUAUUUGCAAGACCUCUGCUGUUGAAGCAUUUUUGCGAGAUGCAUCUUAUAAAUUAUAAUUGAUAGUGUAAUUGGAUGCAGACAUCCCGUAUGUACGCUGUUGGACUCAAGCUGGUGUACUAUGCCACUGGAAUGAUGCUGCAAAGACAGCACAGUUUUCUAUUAACACCAUUUCCAUUUACUA